GCAAAAAGCAUCACUGGGUCACAUACUGCGUCUGUUUUAGGAGGCUAAAAGCCAAACCUUUCACAUCUCAGACAGGGUUUAAAAUUAGGCUUUUUAUCAAAAGUGAAUGGAAGGAUGGUAUGAUUUAGUCAAAAUGUACGGUAGGGUAGGAUAAGACCAUCUUGUGGUCUGAACUUUUUAUUCGCAUAGAAAGCCCAGUUUUAACAGCGGUGAGCAUUUUUGGAGAAAAAAAAUUAUUUGACGUCUUGGAAGAAACACACCCUAUAGUGCCAAAAAUCCAUCUCAGUUUGAGGCACAAGACUGAAAAUAGUAAGUAGGAGAAAACAACAACCAGAGGCCCUGCCGAGGUUGAUUCUAAGCUUUUAAUGUCACCGUUUGCUUUUUUUCCUUAAGCAUUUCCUGUUAAAAUUUCAAAUCAAAACAAAUUAUGUUGGUUCCCCGAAGCCUUUGGAAACAGAGUGGCAGAAGAAGCUGACAUCACGAGAAGCAAUCCAUAGAACCUGAGUCACAGAGUCAAAGAUCCGAGUGACAUGUUUCACCUUCACCACUUCUCCGCAAGCCUUCAUCGAGCGAACAGCUUUCUAGCCUCGCAGCUUGAAGAAAUCAAACCUGAAGAAUAUUUUAACGAGCAGGUUAGGAUAGAGAGGUGGACCAUGUCUGAACACGUCAGGCCGAGUUCAGUGAAGCCCAAAGAUUCCAGGAGCUCCGUCUCCUCCCAGGAACUCACCGAGGAAUGCGACCACGACAGGAACUAUAUAGAAAAGUUUGUUAGGGAGGAGCUCAGCCCCUCUCCUUGUUUGCUUCCUCUUCCUCCACAAAUCAUAGAAUCUCAUGAUUCUGAGAUCUGGAUGAGUUCAGGGAAUAAGGAGGAUUCAGAGAGCUCUGUCUCUGACAGCAGCACCCUAACCCUAGCAACGAAGAAGAAAGCGCCCAAAACUUGGGAGUUUGUAGAUGGCCUUCUUAGGGAGAACUUGAGGAGUGACAAAGAUUCAGAGAACUCUGUCUCUAGUAAGCAGUACAAGGAAGAAAUUAACUCGACCCGGCAAGAGGAGUUUGAAAACAAGAACUGGACUAACGGGGACAAUAUGGAAGACCUUCUUAGGAAGAAGCAGCUUCUCCCUCCUCCUCCAUUACUGACACCGUAUACUUCUUCUGCCUGGCUUGCUCCACCAGAGUCCCACACCAACACUGUACUGACUCAGGGUGGAGUUCAAGAGCACAUGUUCAGGCUUCCACCUCCAACAUUUACCCAUCGUGCUCCUCUUCACGCUCAUCCGCCUGUCAUCCGUGCUCCACCAGGGGUCACCGUCAACACCAACACUCCAUUCAGUCUGGGAGCACAGCAUGAUCACAUGUUCAGGCCUCCACCUCCAACAUUUACCCAUCACGCUCCUCCUUCUCCUCUUGUACUGCCAGACUUACAACAGAUGAUUAUCCGACCUCCUGCCCUGCCAGCAGGAGGCGCUGACAGUCAGAAACUGAAUCUGCACAGUUUAUCAGGAUGUUAUCUGCCUGAAAAUGUAUUGCUACAACCAGCUGGAGUCCUGAAUGGAGAAAUCUUAUACAAGGCUAUCCAGACUCCUCUGAAUGUCAACGUCUCAAAACGGGUCAGAGACAAGCAGGACGUUGGCCGACCGUACGUUAAAAAGCCACCAAACGCCUUCAUCCUUUUCCUGAAGGAGAUUAGACCAAAGGUGGUGUCUGAGCUCAAUAUCAGCAGAAGUGCUAUGGUGAAUAGAUUUGUGGGAGAAAUGUGGAACUGUUUGCCAGUCGAGGUGAAGGCCAAAUAUUUCGAGAAGGCCAGACUGGAACAAAAGCUCCACCAGCAGCAACACCCUGGUUGGUCCGCCAGUGAUAACUAUGGCAAGAAGAGGAAAGGGGUGAAAAAUAAGACAUCAGAGAGCAGCAGCAGCAGCAGUACAGCCUACACUCCAAGGCCAGUCCCAUUUCUCCACUUAAUCCCAGACUCCGCCUCAGAGUCGGCCCAACACCACCGAGGGCCCAAAGCAGAGACUGAUUGAAGACCCCGCUUCUAGUUAUGACAAUAAAAGUGUUUUGUUUUGCAUU
Xiphophorus couchianus (Monterrey platyfish) is the source of this 2067-nucleotide messenger RNA. RefSeq names its product lymphoid enhancer-binding factor 1-like. Gene Ontology annotation, cellular component: chromatin; beta-catenin-TCF complex. Bases 531 to 2021 code for a protein of 496 amino acids. Gene Ontology annotation, biological process: regulation of transcription by RNA polymerase II; canonical Wnt signaling pathway. The record is from RefSeq and is a predicted model, not a curated record. Gene Ontology annotation, molecular function: RNA polymerase II cis-regulatory region sequence-specific DNA binding; DNA-binding transcription factor activity, RNA polymerase II-specific. The transcript has 8 exons. NCBI's taxonomy places the organism in Eukaryota, Metazoa, Chordata, Actinopteri, Cyprinodontiformes, Poeciliidae.